UAAUUCCUCUGUAGAUUAAUUUACUCACAAGCGAAAACCUUUGUAUUCUUAAGCCUGGCUCACGACAGAGCCCAUGGCAAGAAGAAAUUACUCAAAGAAACUGUGAAGUACAGUACUCAGUUGUGGUGAGCUUUUGGCUAAGCUGUUCAAGCCAAAAUGGCUGUGGAAUCCAGAGCAGUUUCAACCCUGGUACCUCAGAAUCCUCAGGAACAAGAACUAAUACUAGUGAAAGUAGAAGAAAGCUUUUCCUGGGGUCAGAAGUUUAAGCAGAGUGCGAGUACCCGAUCCUGCCAAGAAUUGUUUCGCCAGCAAUUCAGGAAGUUUUGCUACCAGGAGACACCUGGACCCCGGGAAGCUCUGGGCAGACUCCAGGAGCUUUGCUAUCAGUGGCUCAUGCCAGAGUUGCACACGAAGGAGCAGAUCCUGGAACUGCUGGUGCUGGAGCAGUUCCUGAGCAUCCUGCCUGAGGAGCUGCAGAUCUGGGUUCAGCAACAUAGCCCAACAAGCGGCGAGGAAGCUGUGACCCUAUUGGAAGAUUUGGAGAGGGAAUUUGAUGAUCCAGGGCAGCAGGGACCAGCAGUGCCAUGGAAGGAUCUGACAUGUCUUGGAACAUCCCAAGAGUUAACAGACAUCCCACUCCAACCUUUAAAGACACAGCUGAAACCCUGGGAACCUUGCCUUUCCCCCAAAAGUGAUUGUGAGAACAGUGAAACAGCAACAAAGAAGGACAUUUCAGGAGAAAAGUCACAAGGACUUCGCCAAGAACCUUCAUCUGGAGGAAUUAGUGAACCUGAAAGCAAUUUAGAGUGGCAACAAGGAAAUGCUACAGGGGAUAAGUUAAGAAGAUCCCCUUCCCAAGGGGACAGCUUUAGUCAAGUAAUCUUCACACACAAAUCUCUGGGAAAGAGAGACCAUCAUGAGCCUCAAAGCAGCUUGAUUCUAAGUACAAACUCUAUAACUUAUCAGAAAGUUCCUACAGAAGAGAGACCUUAUAGAUGUGAUGUAUGUGGGCACAGCUUCAAGCAGCAUUCCUCUCUAACACAACAUCAGAGAAUCCAUACUGGAGAAAAGCCCUAUAAAUGUAACCAGUGUGGAAAGGCUUUUAGUUUGAGGUCAUAUCUUAUUAUUCACCAGAGAAUUCACAGCGGUGAGAAGGCAUAUGAAUGUAGUGAAUGUGGGAAAGCCUUCAAUCAGAGCUCAGCCCUCAUUAGACAUCGCAAAAUUCAUACUGGUGAGAAAGCUUGUAAAUGUAACGAAUGUGGCAAAGCAUUCAGUCAAAGUUCAUAUCUCAUUAUACAUCAAAGAAUUCACACUGGCGAGAAACCCUAUGAGUGUAAUGAGUGUGGGAAAACCUUUAGCCAAAGCUCAAAGCUUAUUAGACACCAGCGAAUUCAUACAGGAGAGAGACCUUAUGAAUGUAAUGAAUGUGGAAAAGCUUUCAGGCAGAGUUCAGAACUGAUAACUCAUCAGAGAAUACAUAGUGGGGAGAAACCCUAUGAAUGUAAUGAGUGUGGAAAAGCUUUCAGUCUGAGCUCAAACCUCAUCAGACAUCAGAGAAUUCAUAGUGGAGAGGAACCUUAUCAGUGUAAUGAAUGUGGCAAAACUUUCAAAAGGAGCUCAGCCCUUGUUCAGCAUCAGAGAAUCCAUUCUGGGGAUGAAGCUUAUAUAUGUAAUGAAUGUGGGAAGGCUUUCAGGCACAGAUCAGUCCUCAUGCGCCAUCAGAGAGUCCACACUGUAAAGUAACUUGUGAAUACAAGGAAUGUUGUAAA
Molecule: messenger RNA, 1769 nt
Organism: Neofelis nebulosa (Clouded leopard)
Lineage: Eukaryota; Metazoa; Chordata; Mammalia; Carnivora; Felidae
Gene: ZNF397
Product: zinc finger protein 397
Exons: 4
Coding region: 157-1743 (528 amino acids)
Biological process (GO): regulation of transcription by RNA polymerase II
Molecular function (GO): RNA polymerase II cis-regulatory region sequence-specific DNA binding; DNA-binding transcription factor activity, RNA polymerase II-specific
Source: RefSeq, a predicted model, not a curated record